Messenger RNA from Macrobrachium nipponense, 2572 nucleotides. It is a transcript of the gene Tbc1d22, whose product is annotated as TBC1 domain family member 22B-like. Gene Ontology annotation, biological process: activation of GTPase activity. Gene Ontology annotation, molecular function: GTPase activator activity. The record is from RefSeq and is a predicted model, not a curated record. The coding region runs from base 287 to 1864 and encodes 525 amino acids. The transcript has 12 exons. Lineage: Eukaryota; Metazoa; Arthropoda; Malacostraca; Decapoda; Palaemonidae.
GGAAGGGGAUAGAAUAAGUUGUUUUUCUUUAUAGGAAUUUAUUCUCGGAUAUAGCCAUACUAGCUGGAAAAUAAUGAAUUAUUUAGUUAUUAUAUCGAUAUAAACAUCCCGCACAGGGGUUGUGUUUUAAACCUUGCGUCAAGAUCUUCCGUGGAAGGGUUCUAUCAGCUGUGAUGAAAAGUGUCAUCAGUCUGUUAUUGUGUUGGCAAACAUGAAGAUUUGGUUAUUGUGAAUUUCCUUGUUACUAACAAGCAGUGGCUGUGCUUCCAUCACUUAGCUGCAUAAAAUGCAGUCAGUAGAUCCACACAAUGGGAAAAACUUUUGGAAGAAAAACAGUAAAUCGGUGCCUGGCAGCAUGCGAGCUGUUUAUGGUGCCAUGCAUCCUCCCAUCACCCGUUCUCCCAGCGUGAACCUGCUGGGAGAUGUAGUGCAGUGGCAGUAUCGUAAUCAAGAAAGGUCGAGUCCGAGAAAAGAUGGCGGACCAAAAAAGCAAGAGUCGGGUGAUAGUUUCCAAGAUUACCAAGAGUCUGUGAAUGACGCGUGGGAUUGUGGAGAUGAUGAAUUCUGUGUCAUAUCAGAUGUCAAAAUAUCCAAUCGAAUGGUUCAGUCAGCAGCACUCAGUGUUAUCAACAGUCAUCGAUCCGGCCAGCUGGGGACCAAUACUACCACUAUAGCGGAACUCCACACACAAAUACCGCCUGCCCUCGUUUCAGCAGAGAGCACCGAAACCGUCACGACCUCCCAUAGCACCGUCAACAACACCCAUACUUCUACAGCUGUUAUAUCAUUAGAGGGGAUGCUUCCUCUGUCCAGAUUAGAUCCUUCUGCAGCAACUCAUAGGACCCCUGUCAUCAGUGCUUCGGGUAGUGAAAGAGACGUAGUUAAACAAGAUAAAUUUCUAGAAUUAAUUGCAAGUAGUAACACCAACCUUCCUGAACUACGAGAACUUUCCUGGUCGGGCAUACCACCCUCUGUCCGUGCGAUUUCGUGGAGGCUCCUGAAUGGUUAUCUUCCUGCUAAUGUUGAACGACGAGAAGAAACAUUGAAACGAAAACGUGAAGAAUACUGGAGUUUUGUUAAACAGUAUUACGAGACUAGACAUGAAGACAUACAUCAAGAUACAUUUAGACAGAUUCAUAUAGAUAUCCCAAGGAUGUCUCCGCUGGUUCCCCUCUUUCAACAAACUAUUGUACAAGAAAUGUUUGAAAGAAUCUUGUAUAUCUGGGCCAUUAGACAUCCUGCCUCUGGAUAUGUCCAAGGGAUUAAUGAUCUAGUAACACCCUUCUUUGUUGUCUUCCUCUAUGAAGUAGUUCCAAAGGAUGAAAAAUUGGACACGUAUGACAUAGAACUAGUUAAUGAGGAGGAUCGUGCUAUUGUGGAAGCGGAUAGCUUUUGGUGCAUGUCUAAACUUCUUGACGGGAUCCAAGAUAACUACACCUUUGCCCAACCAGGAAUUCAGACUAAGGUGCAACAACUCAGGGAAUUAAUGAAGAGAAUUGAUAUCAAUCUUCAUCGCCACCUAGAAAAACAUGAGAUCGACUACCUCCAGUUUUCUUUUCGAUGGUUCAACAACCUACUAAUGAGAGAACUACCACUUGGAUGUACUGUUCGUCUGUGGGACACCUUGCACUCAGAGCCUAACGGGUUCUCUCACUUUGUGUUGUAUGUUGCUGCAGCCUUCCUCAAGCAUUUCUCCCAGCAGCUAAUGGCUCAGAGAGACUUCCAGGGUCUAAUGCUGCUGCUCCAGAACCUGCCAACAUCUUACUGGUCUGACAGUGAGAUCAGCCUCCUAGUUGCUGAAGCUUUCCGUCUCAAAUAUGUGUUUGCUGAUGCACCAAAUCAUUUACAGGCCAAUAAAAAGUGAUACAGUGUGAAAUUGAAAUAUGGAGAACAAAUUGUAGUGGCACAUCAAACUUCAUGAAGUUUGUUGCAUAUCAGUGACUUAAAAAUGUUUCAUUGUACAGUGCAUAUAGGCCUAUGAUACAAGCCUAUAACCUGCAAGUUCAACUUUAGUGAAGGAGGUAAGGUGCAGUAUUACUGUUCUGAAUUAUGUACUGGUAAUGAGCUAAAGAAAUUAAUAAGUCUCUUCACUGACAAUACUGUACUGUACUUUUUUUGUAAAAAUGUAUCGUUUCUAUGAUUGCUUCAAAACAAGGUGUAUGAAGUGUGUAAGUUUAUCGAGGACUUUCAAAUUUUCAUUUAACUGCAGUGCACUUGUUAUUGUUAAAACAUUAUGCUAUUUCUUUGACCUUGGGUUAAAUUAUUUAUUGUAAAACAUUGAGGAUACCGACAAUAUUGUUUUAGAGGUACAUAGGUGCUUCACUGGCACUUGGACAUAUUCCUUGAUUUAUGCAAAUUAUCUCAGUUUCUCAAAUUUUUUUUUGUAUUUAUGUAUUAUAUAUCUUCAUUAUUACAUUGAUAUGAUAUCCUAUUUUAUAAGAGAUUGUUAUUUUUACAUGUAAAGCUGUUGACAUGCAUAGAGAAGCAUUCUAUACUCUAGCAAGCGCUGUCUUGCUUUUGAGGUAUUGAGAAAAAUUCUGACCAACAUAAAUACAUAUAUUUUUUAACGUUA